Molecule: messenger RNA, 1083 nt
Organism: Macrosiphum euphorbiae (potato aphid)
Lineage: Eukaryota; Metazoa; Arthropoda; Insecta; Hemiptera; Aphididae
Source: the annotation of a GenBank genome assembly
AUGGCGGAUGAGAAUACCUACAUCUAUAGUGCUAUAUAUAUAGUUCUCUAUACUCUAUUCAAGUUAAAGAAGUGGUCGGAAAAUUGGUUGUUAAAAAGACAACAAUUUUCGCACGUAAAUUUAAUUAGUGAAUUAUCUGGAGAACCAGAUGACUUCAGGAACUAUCUUCGUAUGGACGAAGAGACAUACAGUUUACUACUGUCAUUAGUUUCCGAUACCAUUCAAAAACAAAAUACAGUUAUGAGAAACUUCAUAAGCCCUCAUGAAAGACUUACAGCAACAUUAAGGUUUUUAGCAACUGGCCGAAGCUGUACCGAUCUACAGUAUUCAACUAUAAUAUCAAAACCAGCACUCAGUAAAAUUAUUCCUGAGACAUGUGAUGCAAUUUAUUCUGCCCUUAAAGACACUUACUUAAAGUUUCCAAAGACAGAAUGUGAAUGGAAAAUUAUAGCAACAGAGUUUGAAGAAAAGUGGCAAUUUCCACAUUGUCUAGGAGUGGUCGACGGUAAGCACAUUCAAAUUGUUGCUCCUCCAGGAAGUGGAUCAUACUAUUAUAAUUAUAAACAUACAUUCAGUAUAGUAUUAAUGGCGAUCGUAAACGCAAAUUACGAAUUUGUUAUUUGCGAUGUGGGUACUAAUGGACGUGUAUCAGAUGGAGGAAUUAUUAACAGCACCAAGUUCUAUAAAAAUCUCCAGAGUGAAACUCUGAACUUACCAAAAGCAGAAAAUCCAUACAAUCAGAGAGAACUUACACUAGAACGUCGAAUAUUCAAUUAUCGUCUGUCGAGGGCUCGCCGAACAGUUGAAAACGUAUUUGACAAGGUCGUAAUGGCAUGUUACGUACUUCACAACUUUCUGAGGAAACGUAAUACAAUGACAUAUAUAUUAAAUUCGGACAUAGAUGUCGAAGAUAAUGAACUUGGGACACUUACAGCAGGAUUGAGAUCAGAUCAAAACAAUUUAUUAGAUCUUCAAAGAGGGCAAAAUAGACGAAGCUCAACUGAAGCAAAAAAUGUGCGGCAAGAUUUUGAAGAAUACUUUAAUAAUGAAGUUAAAGUUCCAUGGCAAAAUAGAAUUGUCUAA